Molecule: messenger RNA, 636 nt
Organism: Neoarius graeffei (lesser salmon catfish)
Lineage: Eukaryota; Metazoa; Chordata; Actinopteri; Siluriformes; Ariidae
Exons: 6
Coding region: 6-614 (202 amino acids)
Source: RefSeq, a predicted model, not a curated record
CAGGAAUGACCCAUGGCAAAGAGGAGGGGGCUUCAGGCAUGGCUGCCGUAAUAAGGCUCCUGGAAGAACGAAAGAGGCUCCUAUUGAGGACGACGGAUGACACAAAAAGAACCAUGGAAGAGCACAUGGGGCGAAUGACUAGGAGAAUGGAGGCUAUGGAGAGGAGGAUGGAGGCUAUGGAAAGGAGGAUGGAGGGUAUGGAGAGGAAGUCAGAGACAUUGGAGGCUGCUGUGGUCUCGAACCCGCCUCAGCCUCCUCUGCAGGAAGAUGUGCUGUUGGGCCUAUGCAGCACGCUGGAGGAGCUAGACAGGAGUCUGGCUCAACCAGAAAGAAGGAACCAAAUGAAACGUUUCCUUGAAAGCCUGGGAGGGGCGAAUCCGGGGGCAGCCAUUCGUCGCAUUCUACGCCAGGUGGCUACCAACAAUGUCCUGGCGCAGUACAGCCUGAGGGGGAGGAGAGCAAAAAAGCCUUUCCAGAACUUAACCUUUUGCAAAAUUAUAAUGGAGGCCUGCAUGCAGAACUUCCCUGGCAAGAAGGUAGCUGAUAUUGAGGAGUGCAUUGGGCAUGCACUGAAGUUUGCACCACACAGACGGUCAGCUGGUCCUCAAGAUUGAAGACGUACACCAACUUCUAUGU